UGUAGAUGGCGAUGAUAGCGAAAUUAUCGAUAUAGGAUAUUGUUACGUGUUACAUAACAAAAAGUUUUAGAAAGUAGUCUUCGACUUAUUUCGAAGUGUAAUUAUUCUUUUAAGUAGAAUUGAUUUAUUAUAUACGCAUUUACGUAUUUUAUUAGAAUCAUGGAUAAUAAACCACCAAAAUAUCAUACUUUUAUGGAACCUUUAUUUACAAGUCCAAUCACCGAUUACUUUGGAAUUUCACUUCAUGCUCAAUGUUAUUCAGCUUGUAAAGAUUUUGAAUUGCGCUUAGCUGAAUGUGUGGAAGCAUAUGGAUUUUUUAAAGGACAAGAGAAAUGUGAACCACUAAUUCUUGAUCUUGAUGAAUGUUUGUAUAAAGAGAAACGGAAACACAGACAAGAAAUAAUAAGCGGAGAAUUUCAACGUCAGAUAGAUGCUGGAGAAAGAAAACAUGAGAAAGCUCCAUUUCUUUUUUUCUUUUAGAAUUCAUAUAAUUAGUAUAUAUAUACAGACAUUAAUAAAAUAAAUAAAAUAUAUUAUUCAUAAUAAAUUACAUAAUUAAAAAAUAAUGUCAAUGGUGAUAAAUUAAAAAGAGUUGGUUAAUUUUUUUUAUUCUUUCUGUGAUUCCUAUAUUCCUAUAUUCUUAUUAUUUUAUAAUAAAUAUAUAUUCUUCGUUUUCUUUUGCA
Messenger RNA from Apis mellifera (honey bee), 683 nucleotides. RefSeq names its product NADH dehydrogenase (ubiquinone) Fe-S protein 5, 15kDa (NADH-coenzyme Q reductase) (gene ND-15). Lineage: Eukaryota; Metazoa; Arthropoda; Insecta; Hymenoptera; Apidae. The transcript is spliced from 2 exons. Bases 160 to 480 code for a protein of 106 amino acids. The record is from RefSeq and is marked validated.